AUGAUCUCCACAAAUAUAAUUGAUGAUGAUGAGAUGAUAAUUGUAAUAGGAACAAGGAACAGGCCAGGAUUUCAAUAUAUCAUUCGAAUUACAUUGUCCGAUGAAUCACAUGGUAGUGAAUCGGUACAUGGAAAAAUUUCAUUAAAAUUUCUUGAUUGAGAAGAUGAAGGUGAAACAUUGACAUUCAAUAAUCAUGGUCAAACAUUUGAAAAUGGCCAUUCAUAUUCAAGUUUAAUAGUAUCGGAUAUGAAACCAUCGGAUUUGGAUCGAAUUCAAUUCAAAUGGUCACAUGGUUUCAAUAUAAUUCACCAUAGAAUGUACAUUGAAAGUCUUGAAGUGAUACCACUUUCCAGUACAAGUGCAACAUUAAAAACGCCACAUCAUUUAUCAUUUAAAACGGAUGAAUUCGGUAUACGUGAUGGACAAGAAGUGAUUUUCAAAAGAGAAUGAUGAUUAUGUUCAACAAUUAUAUGAUUUUAUAUAUUCGAAUAUAUUUUAAACAUUGAACUUUUAGAUCUUUAAAUUCCAAUUUAUCAAUAAGCAACUGUUUUGUAAUA
Messenger RNA from Dermatophagoides farinae (American house dust mite), 557 nucleotides. NCBI's taxonomy places the organism in Eukaryota, Metazoa, Arthropoda, Arachnida, Sarcoptiformes, Pyroglyphidae. The record is from RefSeq and is a predicted model, not a curated record.